GUGACAGCCGGUCUGGACUCUGGGGUCAUUCUUUCAGAACUACAUUAUUAUUGCAACUUCAGGAUCUGCACACACAUGUUGUUAUAGUACACGGAAAUGCACAAAUGUACAUGUCAUGUAAACACAGUAAACAGUCAGUCAACGACCUCGAGAGAAGGAUGAGGUGACUUAUAAUCUCUGCAUGUUAGUAGUUCUGAAAGCUAGAAGUUAGACAUCUAAACCCCAUCUGAGAGGUUAUCUGAGGACCACAGAGGGAGAUGAUGAUCGCUUUGACGAGGCUCCACGGUCUCUCCAGAGCCCUGGGCAGCUUUUCCUCACUCCGGGGGUGCAGAGCUGCUCAACACGUCAUGUAUCUCAGCUCCUCGCAGGAGGACAGCAAGACGCACGCCAGGAUGCUGCGACACCUGGUCACCAAAAUAAAAUCCACGGGUCCCAUCUCUGUAGCAGAGUACAUGAGGGAGGUGCUCACCAACCCUGUGACGGGGUACUAUGUUAAUAAUGACAUGUUGGGACCAGAUGGAGAUUUCAUCACUUCUCCUGAAAUCAGUCAGAUCUUUGGAGAGCUGCUGGGGGUGUGGUGUGUCAGUGAGUGGAUGGGCGCUGGUCGGCCCGGCAGUCUGCAGCUGGUCGAGUUUGGACCUGGAAGAGGAUCUCUGAUGAACGACAUCCUCAGGGUGCUGGGGCAGCUGCGCUCGGCCCUGGGCCGGACGGAGGUGUCGGUCCACCUGGUGGAGGUCAGCCCCCGGCUGAGCCAGGUCCAGGCCGGCCUGCUGACCGGGGAGCAGAGCCGGCCGGCGGCCUCCGAGGACCAGGCCGUGUACCGCCACGGGGCCACCCCCGCCGGGGUCCCGGUCUCCUGGUACCGCCAUCUGGACGACGUCCCCAGAGGGUUCAGCCUCUUCCUGGCUCACGAGUUCUUCGAUGCCCUUCCGAUCCACAAGUUCCAGAGGACCCCCCGGGGCUGGAGGGAGGUCAUGGUGGACGUGGACCCAGAGGACCGGCUGAGGUUCGUCAUCAUCCCCGCCCCGACGCUGGCCUCCUCCACCCUCAUCCAGGUGGAUGAGAGGCGGGACCAUGUGGAGGUGUGUCCGGGGGGCGGGGUCAUCGUCCAGCAGCUGGCCAAUCGGAUCGCGGAGGACGGUGGCGCAGCGCUGAUCGCCGACUACGGCCACGACGGGACCAAGACGGACACCUUCAGGGGGUUCAAAGGUCACCGGCUGCACCCGGUGCUGGAGGCCCCGGGGUCAGCUGACCUCACCGCCGACGUGGACUUCAGCUACCUCAGGAAAAUGGCGGCCAGGAGGGGCGUGGCCUGCCUGGGGCCCCUCCCCCAGAGGGACUUCCUGAAGAACAUGGGCGUCGACACGCGCAUGCAGGUCCUGCUGAGCGCCUGUAAGGACGACCCCCCCGCCCGUGCCCAGCUGCUCCACAGCUACGAGCUGCUGACGGGCCCCGCCCACAUGGGGCUGCGCUUCCACUUCCUCUGCCUGCUGGCCCAGAGCCGGCUGGCCCCGCCCCCCGCCACGCCCCGCCCCCCCCAGGGCCUCAAGAUGGAGGACAAGCGCCCGGCGCCACUCCCUGUGGCCGGGUUCUCAGAGCUGUCGUUCUCCUGAGGGGCCCGGAGCGGGAGCCCAGGGGACCCCCGGGGCCCUCGGGGUCCUGGGACCCCGAGGGCCCGGGGGUCCGGCGUGACCGAUGAUGGACUGACAGUGACUGUUGGGGGGAGGACGUGCAGCAGAUGACCACGGGCAGGACUCGAACCCCGGUCGCUGUUUCAGGACUCAGCCUCAAUGGUACGCUCUGUACCAGUGAGCCACUGGGACUGAGCCUCAAUGGUACGCGCUGUACCAGUGAGCCACUGGGACUGAGCCUCAAUGGUACGCUCUGUACCAGUGAGCCACUGGGACUGAGCCUCAAUGGUACGCUCUGUACCAGUGAGCCACUGGGACUGAGCCUCAAUGGUACGCUCUGUACCAGUGAGCCACUGGGACUGAGCCUCAAUGGUACGCUCUGUACCAGUGAGCCACCCGGGUGCCACAACUCCUGCUAAUUGAACCGUGUUGUUUGAACCAUUUGUUUUCCCCCGUGUGUGAUUCUAUCUUUGUCGUGAAUAGAACGAUGAGCAUUGUGUAGUCCUGUCUUCACCUCCUUAUCGUCGCGUCUGAGGCCUCACAAACACCAGAUCUUAUGAUCCGUCCGUCACAAGCAGUAAUGCAGAAGCUAAUCUCAACAGAGUGAGAGAGGAUAAUCUCAAAAGAGUGAGAUAUGCUAAUAUAAAGAGUGAGAUAUGUUCAUCUCAAAAGAGUGAGCUACACAAACUCACAAUAGUGAGGUGAGCAAAUCUCGAAAGAGUGCGAGUAGCUAAUCUCAAAGAUUAAGAAAAGAGUCGGUUGGAGACGGAAUAAACCGCCGGCCGCCGCAGGUGGAGCUAGCCCGCGUCCCCCCCGCUGGAACCCAGAUGUUGUCCAACAUCUGGGAGCUAUUUGGUGUUGGAGCUCAAGAGUCGGGCAGCCGCCACUCACUGCCCCCCCCCCCCCCAUCACUUCAGUAGUAAUUAAAAGAUCCUGUUACACAGGAAUCGGCUCGCGACCAGGCGCGGUGUGCGGGUCGCAGAGCGGGCUAACGGCUACUCACCGACCGCCAUUUUAAAGACCGGCCAUUAAACAUGGCCGCCGGUGGUUUUUGGUCUUCUUCAUCGGCUGCACUGAUUUAAUCGAGGCUGACUUGUGACGUUUGGAAUAAAAAUGCAGAUCUCGCUCUGCCUCCAACUUCCAGAAAGGAUUUAGGCUGCUUAGUCUCUAACUAGCUUAAUCUCAGCCAUUUUAUUCUCUAGCCAGUUUAGUCUCUAGCGGCUAGCCAGUUUAGACUCGAGCCAGUUUAUUCUCUAGCAAGCUUAGUCUCAGCCGGUUUACUCUCUAGCCAUCUUAGUCUCUAGUUAACUUAGUACCUAGCAAGCGUAGCAUCAGCUAGCUUAGUCCCAGAGAGCCAAGAAGCCUCCUCUCUCUAUCACCUAAGUGGCUGCACUGAGAAACCUUCUGUUACCCUGACCAUAACGUGGUGUCUGUCGCCCAGUGAAGGCCUGACCAGACACCGUGGCUUUUUGCAAUUGAAGCGUUUCCUCGCUGCGUGCCUUCUGCAUUGCCAUAUCAUAUGCAGAUCUUUAGAUAAAUGCAACAUUUUUAAAUACAUUUUUAAGUGCGGUUGGGCUGAGAACAGUGAUACGGUGUUUGCCUUCUAAUCGUUACUUGUUUGAACCAGUCCUCAACGAGAACAGGCUGCGGUUUCCCUGGCGCUCUGCAGGUAGCAGAUCGCGCUCCGUCUACGCCUGCAAAUUGCAACAUUUAAAUACAAACCACAUCGUCAUUUCAAUCCUCCAGUCUUCAGCGAUCACUUAGAGGAAAGUACCUUCUGAGAAGUGACGGCGCGGAGCUGCCUCGAGAGGAAACGUAGGUUGGACUUGUUUUAUUAGUGUAUAUUAACAAAUACAGCAGAAAAAUAUUCCUCCCAGAAGAUAAACUCUGUAAAGUACUUUGGCCCCGUCGUCUCCCUGCUCCUCCUGCUCCCUGCAGAGCAGACGUUGAGGAGCGCUCUCCCAAUGUGCUCCCAGUGCUCCGCGAGGUUCGAGAAGGCAAUCCUUACGGUUCCUGGAAUGUUCUGGAGUACCCUUGAGCUCCUGGACCGAAGGGUUGGGGUCGCGACCAGGCAGUCAGGACAACCAGGCAGUCAGGACAACAAGGCAGUCAGGACCGACCAGGCAGUCAGCAGGCAGUCAAGACAACCAGGCAGUCAGGACAACCAGGCAGUCAGCAGGCAGUCAGGACAACCAGGCAGUCAGGACAACCAGGCAGUCAGCAGGCAGUCAGGACAACCAGGCAGUCAGGACAACCAGGCAGUCAGGACCGACCAGGCAAUCAGGACCGACCAGGCAGUCACCAGGUAGUCAGCAGCGACCAGGCAGUCAG
This is a messenger RNA of Gadus chalcogrammus (walleye pollock), 3962 nucleotides long. RefSeq names its product NADH:ubiquinone oxidoreductase complex assembly factor 7 (gene ndufaf7). Gene Ontology annotation, biological process: mitochondrial respiratory chain complex I assembly. Gene Ontology annotation, cellular component: mitochondrion. Gene Ontology annotation, molecular function: protein-arginine omega-N symmetric methyltransferase activity. Bases 258 to 1613 code for a protein of 451 amino acids. The transcript is spliced from 10 exons. The record is from RefSeq and is a predicted model, not a curated record. NCBI's taxonomy places the organism in Eukaryota, Metazoa, Chordata, Actinopteri, Gadiformes, Gadidae.